AUGCGAUUCUCUCAAUCGCCGAUUUUCACACGGGAUUAUCGUUAUCAAUCUCAAUUCUAUUUUCAACUUUUAUCAACAUUAUGCACUAUGGCUAAUCAAACGAUUAAUGAAUCUCUUGAGCUAUUCUAUCGAACGAAAUUUGUGAGUAAGGAAUUGUAUCAUUCCAAAGUAUUUAAUACACAAACGGAUUUAAUUAUGAAGCAAUUCCAACAAACAAUUCCUGAAUCAUACCAACGUAUCAUUGGUUUAUUAAAAUCAAAUUUUGAAAUCAAUCAAUUUGUUACACCAACAAACUCGUGGUUCUUAUACGAUUACAGAGAUUCAAACGGAAAUUACAUCCUUCGUUUACUGUAUUUUCGUUAUAAUUCGAAAGAAAGACCGACUUGUGAUGCUUCAUCAGAAGAUCCCCUUCGUUAUUCGUGUUCUCUACCCUCCUAUGAUCUAUGUCAUAGACAAACAAUCAUUAAAGACAAAAGGUUUGACUCUAUUAUUAUACCAGGAAUGUAUCAAACAUGGUUUCCAUUACAAGCAGUUUUGAUAUCAACACUAGAAUGUCUUUAUAAUCGCACGUGUCUGUCUGAAAUCAAAAAAUUUAUUUUAUCAAACAUAUCAUUAGAUGACUAUAAUAUUUUAACAGAUUGCUCAGAGAAUGAAACAUUUAGUCCAAUAGAAAAUUUAACAAAUAAGUUAUUCAUUCGAUCUUGGCUUAAUGGAAGUUCAUAUCAGUCUUAUUUUAAUCAAUGCCGACCAUUAUCAUGUCAAUAUACUUAUAAAACAAAAUUUCAAACUAUUUAUAUUGUCACAAAUCUUAUUGGUUUAAUGGGUGGCCUUCAAAUUUCUCUUCGAUUAGUUUUACCAAUAAUAAUUCUCAUAUUAGUGAAGAUGCGAACUUUUAUAUUUCAACAUCGACAAAUGAAUAUCAAUGAACUCGAAUCUAUACGAACACUCUAUGCAUUCGGUUUUAUAUUUGGCUAUAUGCUCAUGACUUACGAAAAUCAGAACGCAGCAUCUUUUCGUAGUAUCGUCAUAGUUGUGCUGAUACUUUCCCAAGCAAUGUUUUUUUUUAGUUUUGCUGGUCCAUAUCUACAGUCGCUUUCCGAAGCUCGAGGCGCGGCAGCUCGAGUAUUUCAACUCAUUGAUGAAGCACGUGAUACAAGCAAAAAUGAAACGGAAAUAUGGAACGACAGCAUAUUAGGCGAAGAAUUAAUUGAUGUUAAUUGUGAUAUUGAAUUUAUCAAUAUUAACUUUGCAUAUCCAUCUCGAAAAAAUAUACCUGUAUUGAAUAAUCUUAAUCUUAUUGCACGUACUGGGCAAACUACUGCUCUUGUGGGAGCAAGUGGUUGUGGAAAAAGUACCUGUCUCUCACUUCUCCUUCGUUAUUAUGAACUCGAAUCAGGUCGAAUCAUGAUAAAUAAUAGAUCGAUUACGGACUAUAAUCUCAAACAACUUCGGCAGCACAUUGGAGUUGUUAGCCAAGAACCCAUUCUAUUUGGCAUGAGUAUUUACGAAAAUAUUCGGUUCGGUAAAUCGAAUGCAACACGAAUAGAAAUUGAACAAGCAGCACAACAAGCGAAUGCGCACGAUUUCAUUAUGAAACUACCAAAGAAAUAUGAAACGCUGGUUGGCGAACGUGGCAUUCAAUUAAGCGGUGGCGAAAAGCAGCGCAUUGCUUUAGCCCGUGCUCUUGUCAAGCAACCUGUCCUGCUUCUGUUAGAUGAAGCAACAAGUGCACUUGAUAGUGUUAACGAAAAACUUGUUCAGGAAGCACUUGAUCGAGCAUGUAAAGGUCGUACAACUAUUAUAAUUUCGCAUCGUUUAAGUACAAUUCAAAACGCUUCACACAUAUACGUAAUCGGUAACGGAAGUGUAAUUGAACAAGGUACACAUGAAAUGUUGAUGGUCAAAGAAGGAGGUAGAUAUCGAGAAAUGGUUAAAAUGCAGCAAAUAGAAGCAAAAAAUAAGGAUAAUAAUGGUAAAAUAAACACAACUAAGACAAAAAGAAACGAUGAAAAAGAGAUCUCUGAAUACUGCAAUUUACUCGAUAACGGUCAAACUACUGAUAUGAACAAAAAAACUUCAAUGCCAUUCACUCAUCGGUUCAUCUUCUUAAGACUCUUAUCAAUGAACAGUCCAGAAUGGCGUACCAUAUUCAUUGGUUGUGUGGCUUGCCUUUUUAAUGGCGCCACCCAAUCAGUUUUUGCAAUUCUAGUGACCAAUAUAAUUAAGGCCUUCAAUGACUGCUUAUACAAUGAACGACGUCGUAAAGUAUUGAGCUCAAGUUUUGUUCUAUUGGGUUUGGGCGUCAUUGUUUUAUUUCUUCGUUUUUUUCAAUACACAGCUUUUGCGAUAUCAGGAUCGAAAUUAACUCAACGUAUCCGUUUAAAAGCAUUUAAAUGCCUUCUUCGUCAAGAGAUCACUUAUUUCGACCAGCCUGAAAAUAGUUCGGGAGCUAUUUCUACCCGUCUCUCUACCGAUGCAUCAGCUAUUCAACAGAUGACUGGCUCACGAUUAGGAGUAAUUUGUGAAAGCUUAGCAAUGGCCUGUUUUGGCUUUACAUUUGGCAUUUUCUUCAAUAUGCAACUAACAUUAAUCGUUUUGAUUCCUUUAAUAAUCUAUAUAGCAUUUACUUAUAUGAAUAUUCGCUUCAAUAUGUGGUUAAAUCAACAAGAUGGAGUCAUUCUGGAACAAGCAAGUUCGCUCACGACUGAAGUUAUCCACAAUAUGCGAACAAUAAAGCAAUUGUCCAUGGAAAAGGAGAUGUUGCAGCAAUACUCUGCACUUCUACGUCAAAAGCUUAUAAUCUUUCGAAAAUAUUCUGUACGUUCUUCAUUAUCUUACGGUGUAUUCUGGGCAGUCGAUGCGUAUGUUGUGGCAUUUCUUUUCUGGCGCGCCCUUGUCCUGGUCGAACAGAAUAAAAUAAGCUUAAACAAUAUUAUAAUGAUUUUUGCUUUUGCUAUUUUUACUACACAAACAUUGAGAAUCGUUGGCACUAUGACUCAACAAAUUGGUAGAUCACUAUCGGCGGCUAAAAAUUUCUUCGAUUUAUUCGAUCGAACACCGGAUAUCGAAACUGCAUCAGCAAAACAACAACAAUUAGAUGGUUUUCGUGGAGAAGUAAAAUAUGAUAAUGUUAAAUUUGCCUACCCAACACGUCCAACGACUAACAUUCUUAAUAAUUUUCAGUUACAUAUAAAACCAGGUGCGUCUGGUUGUGGAAAAUCAACGAUUAUUCAAUUAUUAGAAAGAUUCUAUGAUGUCGAGUAUGGCCAAAUUCUACUUGACGGCAUCGAUAUUCGACUGUUGAGUACCGAUUGGAUUCGUUCUCAGAUCAGUCUUGUCAGUCAAGAGCCAGUCUUAUUCAAUUUAACCAUUGCCGAGAAUAUAGCAUAUGGGCUAGAGAACGUUCCCAUGGAAGAUAUUAUCGAUGCGGCAGAAAAAGCCAAUAUUCAUUCUUUUAUUCAACAGCUUCCAGAGAACUACGAGACAAAAGUAGGGAUGAAAGGUAGUCUUUUGUCUGGUGGCGAGAAACAACGUAUUGCGAUUGCUCGAGCGCUUCUGCGUCAACCAAAAAUAUUGCUCUUAGAUGAAGCUUCAAGCGCUUUGGAUGCCAACAAUGAACAGAUAGUACAAAAAUCUUUAGAACGAGCUCAAACAGAAGAUCCUAGCCGAACAUCAAUCAUUAUCGCUCAUCGUCUUUCGACUAUUCGGUCAUGUGAUUUAAUUUGCGUUGUCCAUAACGGGUAUAUAGUUGAAAGUGGUACCCAUACAGAACUGAUGCAACAACGUGGAGCAUAUUAUUUCAUGUGCUAUCUGGAUAAUAUAUAA
Molecule: messenger RNA, 3825 nt
Organism: Adineta ricciae
Lineage: Eukaryota; Metazoa; Rotifera; Eurotatoria; Adinetida; Adinetidae
Source: the annotation of a GenBank genome assembly